Molecule: messenger RNA, 5815 nt
Organism: Drosophila ficusphila
Lineage: Eukaryota; Metazoa; Arthropoda; Insecta; Diptera; Drosophilidae
Gene: Neurl4
Product: neuralized-like protein 4
Exons: 9
Coding region: 288-5642 (1784 amino acids)
Source: RefSeq, a predicted model, not a curated record
UGGCUUUCGCAUUUCCAAAUAUCAUCAAACGGUCACACGAAACACAUAUUUGCUAUUUGUUUAUUUAACUACUGUAAUUUCAAAUGUGCCUGCAUAAUGCAUUGUUUUAAGCUUGGAAACUUAAACCCGCUCCACCAGAGGUUGUCCAAUAGUCGUAUGAACCGAGCAAGUGCAUCAUCUACAGCCGAUGAGCCGCAUUUUACCCGUGUACCCAUUUCGACAGACCAUUGAUUUGUUCGGUCAGAAGAGAAAAGAGCCGAGAGCGCAGAACUGGAGAAGCAACAACCAUGACCGGCAGAGAGUCCCAAAUGCAGUCCUUCCACACACGCUGUGGCCGCUCCAUUCGGCUGUACAACAACAAUCGGAUGGCCCAGCGCUCCAUGCGGGAUUUCAGUCAUGCCCUGGUGUUCAGCGCAGAGCCUCUUGAGGAUGAUGUCCUUUUCGAAGUAGUCAUUGAAAAGAAGAAUACCUCCUGGGGCGGCAGCAUAGAGAUUGGUGUCACCGCCGAGUCGCCGGAAGACCUGGAACUGGUGGCCUGUGCCACGGCCAUGCGAAAUGGCACAUGGGUGAUGUCCGGCAUUGAUGUGCGCAAAGAUGGACGACGGCUGUUCGAGUUCUAUGGCACCGAUCUGGAGACACUCAACGAGAACGAUCGGGUCGGCGUUAUGCGAACCUCCGGCAACGAUCUGGUCUUUUAUGUGAACGGGGAAUCGCAGGGUGUGGCGGCCAAAAACAUGCCCAAGCCGCUGUGGGCCCUCGUCGAUCUUUACGGGCGUUGUGUGCAGGUCUCAAUCUGUCCCCGAGAUGGCAGCAGUUUAGGAGAGCUUUUGGACUCACCACUGCAGCAGCCUUUGCAGCAGGUUGUUCAAAACCUGGACGUGGCCAUGAAUGUUAAUAUUGUCGUGGAUUCCGACGCUUGGUUGCAAGGCACUGGCUCUGGAUCUGCUACCGACGAUCGACUGUGCUUUCACACUCGCUGUGGAUCGCUGGUCAAGCUAUCGCCCAAUUUCCGAUCUGCGGAACGUCGUCGACCGCUGGACGAGUUCAACAAUGGUGUGGUGAUGACACACAGGCCGCUGAGGGACAAUGAACUGUUCGAGAUUCGCAUCGACAAGCUGGUGGACAAAUGGUCCGGAUCCAUCGAAGUAGGCGUCACCACGCACAAUCCCUCUGUAUUGCACUUUCCAGCCACCAUGACAAACAUGCGCUCUGGCACUAUCAUGAUGUCGGGCUGCGGCAUUCUAACAAACGGCAAAGGAACACGUCGCCAGUACGGAGAAUUCAAUCUGGACGAGUUGCGGGAGGGCGAUCGCGUUGGGAUGAUGCGCAAAGCCAACGGCAACCUGCACAACUAUAUUAACGGACAGGACCAGGGUGUGGCCGCCACACGCGUGGCUUCCACAUUAUGGGGCGUCAUUGAUCUGUAUGGAAUGACUAUCAAGGUUACAAUUGUUGACCGCGAUGAGCGUGAACAGCAGAAUCUCGUAACGCGGCGAAAUAACAUAGUGGCUGGUAUGAAUGCCUGCUCCAGUGGAGCCGGUAUUCAGCAUUCUCAGCACCACCAGCAUUCCGGUACGCCCACCCUGAGCCUUUUGAGUCCGGAGAGCGAGAUGAAUGUGGCUGGCGCAACAGGCGGCCUCAGUGAGACAAUUUCGAGUACACGAGCCAUAGCCAGGAACGACGAUCGUUUAACCUUUCACCAUAUCUGCGGAACCCACGCCACAGUCACCCAAAGUGGACGCACAGCUCUGCGACCCAAUGCUGCCGAUGAUUUCAACAACGGUGUGGUGCUCACACGUCGGCCGCUCCGCCCCAACGAACUGUUCCAGGUGCGCCUUGAGCGCGUGGUGACAAAAUGGGCGGGUUCCGUUGAAAUGGGCGUGACAACGCACAGCGCCGACGAACUGGACUUUCCCUUCACCAUGACCAAUGUGCGUUCCGGCACUUGGAUGAUGACAGGCAACGGGGUCAUGCAGAAUGGCGUAACCGUAAUCGAGCAGUACGGCCAAAAUUUGGAUCGGCUGCAGGUGGGCGAUAGAGUAGGGGUGGUCCGCAAGGAUGAUGGCACGGUGCACUUUUGGGUGAACGGCGUGGACCAAGGGCCAGCUGCCACCAAUGUUCCAGAACGAGUUUACGGUGUAAUCGAUUUGUACGGUCAGGCGGCUCAGGCCAGCAUUGUGGACACUUCAGAGUGCGGAAGUCCGGACACCGGAAACUCAACUAUCUCGAAUACGACACUUUAUAGCGAAGUUCCCCUGCGUUUUCACAGCAUCCAUGGUGCCAAUGCGGGCAUUUCGAAUAGUGGUUUGACAGCAUCUCGUCCCAACUCUCUGGCCGAGUUUAACGACGCCAUCGUGUUCAGUAAUCGACCGCUAAGGCAGAGGGAACUGUUUGAGGUGGAGCUUGAGACCAUGGUGCGGCACUGGUCGGGCAACAUUGAGAUCGGAGUGACGGGCACACGACCAGAGGACAUCCAACUGGCGCCCAAUGCCACCGAUCUGGAGGCCAGCGACACCAUCAUCCUAUGCGGUCCGAUGAUUUUUCACAAUCGCAAAACCAUACGCACCAAUAUUCUACUGGAUCUGGAUACCUUGGGUCCGGGAACUCGCGUGGGUGUCAUGCGCAAUGGCGACUUUAUCCACUUCUUUGUUGACGGAAUGGAUCAGGGUCCGGCGUGCGAGUGCCAUGCUCCCAACAUUUGGGCCAUCAUUGAUCUGUACGGGCAGUGCGCCCAGGUGAGCCUCACGCAGACCCAGCUGGACAUCCGUGCUCCGUACGCAACCAGCGAGAAUUCGCAGAGCUGCCAGGCCACUUCGGUUAUCCAGCAUCCGGCCAUGGAGACCAAACACCGCUGGACCUGCGUGUCGGGAAAUGUGAGUCUCACCAAGGACUGGACAGAGGCCUCGCGUUUUACCGGAGCUGCAGCACCACUUUCCCAUUGUCUCGUUUUUUCUGAGCAUCCACUCAGCGUAGGUUCCCCCUUUGAGAUCAAGCUAACAUCGUUUAAUCCCAUGUUUGCCGGUUGCUUGAGCAUUGGUGUCACUGAUCUCAAUUUGAGCGACGAGAGCGUACGCAAAAAGUUACCCACUAGCCUGCGGCGAAUUCCGGCCAAUGUUUGGUACGUAAGCGGUAACGAAGUUUGCUUCAACUCCAGCUGUCUUCAACGCUCGUUGGCCUCUCUGGAAUGGCUAAGGGUGGAUGAUAGGAUCACACUCGAACGGGUGGAGAACACGCUUAAUAUUCUACUGAAUUCGGAGAAUGUGAACAUCCAAUUCCACAACGUGCCCAACGAUGUGUACGUGGUGGCGGAGUUGCGGGGAUCCACAAUGGGAAUUCAGGUGAUAUCCGCCCAGGGACCUGCCUCACCGCUUCGCCCAUGCAGUCUGCGGCUGCAGGACUCUAUGGACUUUGGCGUGGAUCCACUGAACAAGCAGGAUAGCUCCAUGUUGGAGUCCAUUGAUUCGGAGGCACAGAACUACGAGUUUUUGGAUGUAUCACAGAAGAACGCGCGUCUCAGCGAGGAUCGCAGGAGUGUGGUUAGGAUUAAAUCGUAUAACCAGGCCAUCGUGUGUCUGAAUAAACCGCUGUGCAAGGGUGAGAGUAUCAGCAUCAAGGUGGAUGCCCUAAACAACAAGUGGAAGGGAACUCUUGGCUUAGGCGUUCUAACCGCCAGUCCCCAGGCUGUACCAAUUUCCCUGCUGGACUUCAAGCGGAGUUGCUGGUUGGCCACCCACGAUUACGUUAACAUCAACGGUCAGGUCAUGGCCUCCAAAUACGGCGAGGCCCUCGAACAGAUCCAAGUGGGAACAGUCAUUACCUUGACUUUAACACAUGCCGGAAUGCUGAUCAUUAUGGUUGGAUCAACAAAUCUUGAGGAUCUGGCCAGUAGUCUGCCAAACCAUGUGUAUCCAGUGUUCGAUGUGUACGGCAAGUGCGAAAAGAUUACUUUAAUUACGGGCAAUGAUGCCGGACGCACAGGAAACGCCAAUGGUACUCCAAUCCUAGAAGCACCUGAGGCCCUGGAGUUGGAUAAUGGAAUGCCGCAGCAGUGCGAGAAGGCGCAUCUUGAGAUGCACGAGAAGGAGAAGGACACGGAGCAGGUGUGCGAGUCAAGCAGGGAUGGUCCGUCCACUUCGGGUGCUCCAUCGAAUGCUAUGACUCGUUCAGUUAUGGAAAGUGUUUCCGAAAACUUGUUGCUAAACAUUUCCAUCAAAAAUCGAACUUUGGAGCAGCAGCGAAACGAACUGGGCAGUUCCUCGUCGACUUGUUGCCUUCGCGAGUCUCUCCAGCUGCAGCACAACACAAACCUAAAUAUACAGCGCAGCCAAAGCACGCAGAGAUUCCAAAACUCGCUUAACACAUCGGCAACGGCAGCGGGAUGUAGUGGAACGAGUGGCUCCUCAGCCAAUGUUCAACACCUGAGCAACUCGGGGGUUUAUGACACAAACAAGGAGUACGACGAUCUACCCAAUCCUCCUAUUACGUUGGCUAAUUCCAUGGAGGAGGCACCUGGAGCAACGGCAGUCACGAUGAUUGAACAAUGCGAGAACAACGCAGAGGCGUUGGAAAUGAGUGCCAGCAACGAACGGGAAUUAUCCGGCGAUCCUGUGGCCAACGACAAUGUCCUGGAAGAUGAUGAAAUAGACUAUAUGAACCACCUUCUACUGCUGCAGCAACUGCAGCAAAACGAGUACACGCGACAUCACCUUAUGCCCGAUCAGGCGUCGCUACUGAAUCUCGACCUGCCAUCUCUUAAUUCAAUGGAGUCCGACACAAAUUCAACUGGUCAGACUCGACCGGGAGGUGGAACUGACUCGCUGAGGUCCACAGCCACCGGCGCCAGUGUGGAGCAGAACGACUGCGAGUAUCUGCGGCAGGUGAGACGCUUCUGUGCCUCGCUGGUUCUGCCGCAGGCCUUCUUCGACAGUCGCCUGGAGCCGGUGUGUUUCUGCCUGAAGUGCAGCGGACCCAGCAACGGCGGAAAUGGCGAUAAACUGGAAGGAUGGGUCUACUUCAAGCUUAACCAACAGACGGUUAAUGCGCUGAGCACUUCCACGUCAGCUGCUUCGACGGGUGGUGGUGUUUCCUCGUCGAGCGCUCCCCAAGUGCACUUUGAUCUGAAUGGCGACUGGCUGCCCUUUUACUACAUGACACGCGUGGACAAGAUCCGGGCCAUUCUGGAUCGUGGCCAGCCGCUGCCGCUGGAAACGGAUCCGGACGAAGAACCGGCCGCUGCGGCGCUCAAGGAUGAGCCUGGCACCCGUCUGGAGCUGUACUACUCGCCCAAUGCCACCGUGAUUGAGCCCGUGCUGCCACAGCAUCACUUUGCCUCCGAACAGGGACUGCACCGCAUCUCCACCUCCUUCGAGGUCUACGUUCGGCGACAGUCCAUUUCAGGAGUGACGACCGGCAAGGCUGCAGCCGAUGCCAAGAGACGCAGCCUGGGAUCAGCCGGUGAUCACGAUCAUGGUGGCGCAGGUCAGAGUGCCGAAGGCGUGGGUGGCACUCCCUCCGCCGCCCUCAACGAGUCGUCUGUGCAUCUGCUGAACGAUCUGUGCUGGUUCACCAAAGAGGCUGGCGCCUGCAUAAUCAACGCUUUGAUAAUUAAACUGGACAGAAUCGAGGAGCAGGAAUCUCAAUAAACGCACAACACCAUAUUCGCACUAGUCACGGCCGGUCUAUAUGCAUUGCUCCCGUCCUGUAUUCCCAACAUCUUAAUCACGCUCAGCAGCUAUCCACACCAAAUCGCAUUCGCAUUCCUCUUUGUAAACGAGUUUGUAUUGUAUUGUAAGCGCCAAUAAAAUAAUCGCAGUUA